AAUGCAAUGGGACGAUCAAAAUUUCCUGGCAAGCCAUCAAAACAUGUAAAUCGUCAGCGUGUAAAUGUUUUAGCUUGCCCACAAAAUCGUGAAACAAAAGUUGUAAUUGCUGAAAAUAUAUUUAUUGGCCUGAACACGUCAAAUUUGGAUAGCAAAACAGAACAGGAAACUGAAACGAAAAGCGAACAAGACGAAAGACAAACAAAGAAGUUUAAAAAGGCGCAGAUUCAACGUAAACGACGUUUAGUUACGAAAAAAAUAGAACCAAUACGACGUACACAGAUUCGACAUCGUACCAGAUCAGAAUUAUUAGCACGACGAUCCCGUUCAGCGGAUUCCAUCAACUUAGGUGGUAAAUUUAUUUUACCCCAGCGUAGUGCGCAUUCAUCGCGUGUUAUCAAACCCAACAAACGUUUCGUGGACAGUGAAAACGAACCAGAACCAGUGAACAAAGUUAAAACUUCAAGUGAUAGUUUAAUACAAAGUGAAACAGAAACAGAGAUACGAACUUGUGAUGGAGUUGAAUCCCCUCGUGAUUGUUCCCCGGUGAAUAGCGAUUAUAGUACCACAAAUCCUCAAUCAAAUAAUAAUCCUCGAUUAAUAUUACGUAAAGCAAAGUUACAAUUAAAUUCGAAUCAUAAUUCACCGACACAUCGACUCAACGAUGGCGGACAAGGUCCAUUUUCUAUGUCCGCAUCAUCGGUGGACACGGCCUCUGUAUCACCCGGUACAGUUACGUGCGGUGUCUGUGGUGCUGUACGCUUUUAUCGGUUUGUUAAACAAGCUCGAAAGUUUAGUAUAUAUAGUUGUGAAUCCUGUCGAAAGUUUAUAUCGAAAAUGAUAAAACGUCAAGCGUGUAACAAAAACAAUGGAAGUAAUACCUUAGCGAAAUUAGUUUGUCAUAAAGGGCAAGGUGUUUGUCAUGUACCGCCAAUUGUACGAAGUCAACAAUGGAAUUUAAUUCGAUGUGCGUACAAAGCUCGAUGUCCGGCAUGUUGGUUAAAAAUGUGUUUGCGCUCAUUUAAAAUGCCACCAAAGUUACGAUCAAAUUUAGCUGAAAUGUUACCCGCAAACAUGCAAAGUAUUGAAAAUUUAGCAAUGGACACAAAUCUAUCCACGUUUGGAUGGAAGAAAAUCAUUACGCCAACGUUUGAUAGUGUACAAGAACGGUUAACGCCAGCCACCAACGACAACGAUCACCAACGUCCCACUCCUCCAUUGUUACGAGCGCGUAAAAAGGAUCUAACAUCGACCUCAACGCCUGCAGGUCUGCUACCAACCAUCAACACAUCGACCGAUAAAUUAUUACUUCGACAAAAAUUAAGUUUAAAAGGACCCCGAGUUAAACAUGUUUGUCGGAGUGCAUCGAUUGUUCUGGGGCAAACUCCCGCCUUAUUUCAAACGAACGUUCACGAUGGGGAUCAUCAUGGUCAUGAAGGUGUUACGGGCGCAACAAAUACUCAACAAACUCAGAUACCGGAAUGUCAUAAUGAUUUGUCACAAGAUUGUGACGACUGUCAUCAUAACAUUAUUACAAAGAGUUCCAGUGGCGCUAGCAGUGGCGGUAAUUCUAGUAGUAAUGACAGUGAAUUAGAAGAUUCGAAAACAUCAUCGACUACGUCCAGUAUUAACGAUACUUAUCAUUCGUCUUUUAAACUUACACCGAAAUUUCAACAGGUAUGUAGUGAACCUGUUUACGAUGCUUUGGAAGUUCGCCAACAUGGUUUUGGUCUUGUGAUGUCACGGGGUGUUGUUCCAAAACAAGUAUGUUUUUUAUGUGGAAGUGCUGGGCAAGAACAGUUAAUUCAUUGUGCGGUUUGCUGCGAACCAUAUCACGAUUAUUGUGUUGGUUCAGACGCAGCCACAGCUGCGAUUGGUAGCUGGACAUGUCCAAAAUGUGUGAUCAUAUGCUCGGGAUGUUCGAAUAAUGCUACUCGAACCACUCCAUGUUUACUAUGUCGCAAAUUAUUUCAUACAACUUGUCUUGGAAUUGAUAAUGCUUUAUGUUCAAAUUGUUUACAAUGCGUGGAUUGUGGUUUAAAAAGUGUUGAUCAAAUAAUUGGCGAUAAAGUGUACUGUUCGAAAUGUUUCUGUUCGAAGUAUAAAGAUCAUCGGUGCCCACAUUGUAAUAUAGGUUUUGAUUCCAAAAAUAAAAAUGAGGUGAUAUUAUGUUCGGAGUGUAAAUGUGUUUGGCAUACGAACUGUGAUAAUUUGAAUAGUGAACAUCUGAUAAUGCUUCGAACAUUAUCGUUAAAUUCGAUAUAUACGUGCCAUAAAUGUUUACAACAAAAAAACAAAAAAAGUAUUUCACGUUCAAAAACAUGGCGUGAUCAAUUAUGUGCCCAUUUUGUAGUUGGAUGUUUAGCUGUGCUCCGUUCAUUGGCCGAACUACGUGUCUCACAACGUUCAGUCCAUAAUAAAACUGUUGUUGCUGUCUCAACUGUAUCAAAUACUUCAAACAGUUCCAGUUCCAAUAGUUCAAACAGUUCACAGCAACAAACAUCCGAUAAAGACUGUAGUAGAAAUUAUUUAUAUGGUGAUCAAACAGAUUCAGUGCCUGAUUAUUUAAAACAAAAAUUUUUUUUACGUGAUUGUUCUGUUGCAAUACGUAAUAUACAAGUGAAAACGGGUGAUGUUCUAACGUCAAAUAGUGCCUUGUGUUCGUCACAAACCGUUGCGGCAACUCAACCGAACUCAACGUCUACGUCAACGUCAACCGAAACGGACGAACAGUGUUGUAAUUGUACCGAAACUUUAACAUUGUUAGAAGUGAAACGGAAAGUUGUCUCGAAAAGUUAUUUAUCGUUAAGUGAAUUUAGACAUGAUUUAGAUUUAGCAAUACGUGGGAGUGGUUGGAACGAAGUGCUUAAUUUAGUGGAUGAUAUGUUUUAUAAAGAGUUCCCAUGGUGUACACUUGCGUCCAAAGCAACUCUACAUCUUCCCACUUGUACUGUAACACUAACCACCAAAACACCAUGCUCCUUAAUUCAAUGUACAACUUGUAGUACAAUGUCGGAAAGAAGUUUUCCUCAAGCAUCUGAAGAUCUUCGUCCUCUCGAAGAUGACCUUGAAGAAAUAUACGAUUCACGUACAUGUGUAUUGUGUUUGAAUCAUGGCGAUAAGUCAGAUAUCGAAGGAGGACGUUUAUUAUACUGUGAAUCAAAUACUUGCAUACAUGUAGCGUGCGCCCUCUGGUCAGUGGGUGUACAUGAAACCCUUGAUGGUGCGUUGUUAGGUGUAGCAGCCACCAUUCGUCGAGCACGUCUUGUACGCUGCAUGUAUUGUAAACUUCGAGGAGCAACAAUCGAUUGUUCCGAUCAAAAUUGUAAAGCCACAUAUCAUUUUCCAUGCGCACAAAAAGCAGGUUGUGUGUUUGUGAAAAAUUAUCGUGUUUUCUGUGUAGAUCACGGCGAUUCAAAAGACUAUGAUGACGAUGACUUUCAAAUACGACGUUCUGUUUACGUUCAUAUGGAUUUAAAGAAACACAUCGUCUCGGAAUCACACUCAAAAUGGCAGUUUGUGGUUGGAUCUUUGGUUAUUCGUAACUUAGGAUCGUAUUAUCCAAUUUUAUCGGAUGUAGAUGAUGUUAUUAUACCAUCUGGAAUGGCUUGUACGAAAUUAUUUUGGUCGACUGUUGAUCCUUGGCGGAUUGUUCAAUAUAAUAUAACGACAUUCAUCGCAAGCGAUGAAGAUGAUGUUUUUUGUGGUCACGAAAAUAAUAUAUCAAUAGAUCAUUCAGAUCUUCCAGAAAAAAUUGAUCAAAAAUUAACUUUAAUUAAGAAGUUAUUCCAUGAAACUUCUGAAUCCGAUACCGACUAUGAUUCUGAAUCAGAAACGGAAGGCGACUCACAAGUUGUUCAAAUAAUAUGUCGAGAAGUAGUUAAUUAUCUUUUAGAUACAAUAUGCUCCGUUGAAGAUGAAGAACUCCCACAAAAUGCUACGGAUAUCCUUCCACCGGAAAUAAAAGAUGCAAUUUUCGAAGACUUACCACAUGACGUGCUCGAUGGAAUAUCCAUGCAAGAUAUUUUCCCGAAAUUAAUGUCCUACGAUGAUUUAGAAACGUUUGUAAAUAAGGUCGAAACAAAAGAUCAUGCUGAAGAUGAUGUUCGAAUUGUGAAACGUAAAAGUGAACCCAAUAGUUGGACAACACGAUCGUUGGAUGAUUCGCAUAAUAUUUCGUUUGCUGUGAAAAUGAAUCGUGGUUUAAAACGAAGUAAAUCGGAUGUGCUACCAUCGAAUAGUUUUCAUCCAAGUAUAUCCUCGAAUCAACAACGAUCGUGUAGUUUGACCUGGAGUUGUAAGUUAAACAGUAACACUACAAUUAAGAAACGUAAAAUAUCGUGUGUAACAGACACGAAUGUGUUGAUGCUUGAUACAUUCCAAAAUCACCAAGAUCAACGGAUCACGGAUAUGUUCCGACGUCGAAUCUUACAAGUCGAUGGUGCGAACGAUGGAUCAUGUAGUGAUAGUGACGAUGAAAUCCAUAAUCCAAAUCUAUUAUGGAAUUUUAAUCAACAAUCCACGGAUGAAAUCAACACUAGCGAUGAACCGGUUCGUUGUCAACGAUGUCAAUGCACGUAUCGUACACCGGAUAGUUAUACACGUCAUCUGCAAUCGUGUGAUACAAUGUCUACCAGUGAUAGUGAUACGGAAGAUCAACAGCAAAUUGAUUCGAAGAAAAUUAAUUCAACAAUUGUUAAACAUCAACAGAAUAUCUAUUCGAAUAUAACGAUUACAUCGACUACAACGUCUGUGUUACCAUCACAGCAACAAUCAAUACAGAAUCAACAAUCGACGCUUGUUGAUUCAUUUCAAAGUCAGCAAGCGCCCCCUCAACAAACGACAGCUAUCAAUCAAGGAUUUAUUCAACAAAAUCAUUAUCCAUUAAUCAACGAUUUAAUAUUUCAAACGAAUCAACAAUCAACAGCAAAUCAAGCCAUUAAUAAUCCACAAAUGUAUCAUCCACAGAAUAUUACAUUUAAUCCUGCUCCAACAAUACAAACAACUGUCCCAACAGACCCUGUACCCAUACUUGUUGAUCAAUCGAAUCAACAAUUAAACCAACAAUUGAAUCAACAAUCAACAAUAUAUCCAUCGAUUAUUGACAACAACACAAUUACCUUUCAAACAACACCACAAAUCACUCCAAUCAAUAUUGAUUUUCAAGGUCGAACUCAAGUCGUUGAUCAUCAAAUUGUUGAUCACACACCUAAAUAUAUCAUUGAUACAUCACAUUCACAUCAGGUCCAAGAUCAACAAUUUACCACUCAAAUACAAAACUAUCCAACAAUGAUUGAUUCUGGAAACAACAUGGUGAUUUUACAAUCAACCAAUCAACAAAACGAUCUACAAAUUGUAACUCCAACACUCAUACACAAAUCAACCAAGAAAUCAACAACCAUACCGGUUACACCAAGUCCGAAAAAGGUUCGAGCUGUUCGAGGCCCAGUACGACAUCGAUCAAUACAACAGAAACAAAUUCAUCAUAUCGAUCCAAUGACUCAAUUUACGUUACAACAACCAACUAAUACUGUACUAGGUAUGGUCCAACAAACGCCAAUAUUUCAACCGACGAAACAGCUAUUUGUACAUGGAUUGGGUACAACGGAUUUAGUUGUAGCGGAAAGUAUUAAACCGAAUUUUACAACUCCAAACAUUCAAUAUAUAUUAACAACGCCGAACAUAAUGACAACUCCACAACAAAAUACAUUCCAGAUUCCACAAAUCAAUCCAUCUGAUGUGAUGAUUACAACGACGCCGGUUCCAACAAUGGUUGGAACUAUUAUUCAACCACAAAGUUUUGAAUGUGGAAUUGUACAACAUGAACAAUUCAUGUUCACUCCACAAGCUACAGUGGCUCCGAAUCCUGCUCCAAUGAUGUAUGUCAGUGGUUUGGGUACAAAUCAACCCGUUUUUUACGGACUUGAAACCGUCGUUCAAAAUACGGUUAUGUCACAACAAUUUAUGUCGAAAGUUAGUUUACCGGGCUUGUUGGCCCAAAACAGUUAUCAAACCACUCAAGUAUUUCAAACAAGUACAAUUGAGCCAGUGUUACCAGCUGAACAACCAAUUAUGAUGCAACCAACUCAAAUAAUACCAACACAAAUUGUACAACGAAAUACAACGUCAAACUGUGGUCAACCACAACAAAAUUAUUCUCGAUUACCGACCGUGAUCACAACUAGUGGCUGUGCUUCAAACUCAAUCCAAAAUCAUCACAAUAUUACUUUACCGAUUGCCCCCAUCCAUAAUACGAAUCAUAAGCUACCAACAAAUGUUGUACCCCCUACUCCUCAAGUGAAAAUCAUAACAUCGAGCUCGACAUCGACAUCGACAUCGACAGCGAUUAAUAAACCGUCACGACCAAUGAAUCGUGUACUCCCAAUGGCCGUUACAAAACCGGUUAAAACACUGAAUAGCCAAUUGAAUGUAAACACAAAUUUAGCAAAUGUUACAAAUAAUACGACGAAUGCCGAACUUUUACGACCAAUUGAAAUUAAAUCGGAAAAUUGUGAUAAUCAACAAUUAUUUGAUAAGAAUGAUUGUAGUAAAACUGUUGAUAAUAUUGAUAAAUUAACUGUGAUAAAUAGUACGCCUACGCAUACGCAGCAUACAACUGCGCAUACGCAUACGCUUACGCCUCAAACAAUGCCAUCAAUGAUUAUAAAUCAUAAUCAUAAUCAUAAUAAUCAAACACAAAACAGUAGUGAUAUUAAAAAAAUGGAAUUGAAUAAUCAAAUUUUUAAUGAGAAUCAUAAAAUUCGUAUUAUUGAGCAAAAAACAGUCCAAAUGAAUGUAUCGAAUCAGUCUCAGAAUCAUGGACAAAUCCAAACGUUUCAUGUUGUCUCAAAAUCAACACAACCACCUCCACUUACAUCUCCUCGUCCUGCUUCUGUUAUUCCUUCACCCUCCACCAAUUGCAGCGAUACGAUGCAACAAGCUACCAAUCUGACUCAACAGUGUGCGACUCAACAGACAACACCUUCAACAGCAGCUUCGUUACCUUCAAUACCAACACCAACCCCUGCACCAACUACGGAUCAAUUUAUUGAAGAGAAUCAAGAAAAACUUCAAGUUUCAGCUCAGACUCAAAUUCAAACUCAACAACGAACAAAUGUUGAGGAGCAAUUUAAAAUAAAGGAGCCAGAAACUGAAUCAACACCUCAAGCUCCAACCAAUAAUCCAUCAACAUCACUUAAAUUAGUCUUCCAAAAACAAUCUGAAGAAGGUAUUUAUAAAAUAACAAACAAGCCAAAAAAUUUACCGGAUGAAAGUGAAAAAGAUGUUGAAACAAAAACUGAAACACCAGAUGUUUUUAUAUCGGUUGUGCCAGACACAAAAGAUACAAAAUUAGUACGUGAGAAAAAGAUGAAAAAACGUAAAAAUAAUAUUCAGCAUUCAGCAUCAAACACGACGACCACGACCAAGAAAAAAUCAAAAUUAUUAUUUAAGAUUCAAUCACAGGAUGGUUUAAGUUUAACGUGUAGCUCAUUAACUGAAUUGUGGCAGAAAGUUUUCAAUUUGGUACAGGAAUCACGGAAACGACACAACAUGGUACCGUUACCAGUGGACGCGUUGGAUGGCUACGAAGCGUUGGGCUUGAAGAAUCAAAGUUUAAAAUGUAUACUCGAAGAAAUGAAAAAAUUACGUUUAGCGGAGAAACAGAAGGAAUGCGAAGAUGGUGAAUUGGAUUUGGGAAGUGUAGCUGGUGCAAUACGUUGUACCCCAUAUAAUGGGAUUCGUGCCGAUCAUGAUAUGUUUAGUUGGCUUGCAUCACGACAUCGACAAAUUGAAUUCCCAGAAAGCUAUGAUGAUACUAUUUCUAGGAGAGCGUCUUCAAUAAAUUUACCAAUUGCAAUGCGAUAUCGUAAUUUAAAGGAAACAUCUAAACACUGCGUGGGUGUGUAUCGUUCGAACAUCCAUGGACGUGGUUUGUUCUGUUUAAGAGAUAUCGAACUUGGUGAAAUGGUUAUUGAAUAUGCUGGCGAGGUAAUUCGAUCUUCCAUGACUGAUAUGCGUGAGAAAUAUUAUAAUUCAAAAGGAAUUGGUUGCUACAUGUUUCGAAUUGAUGAUAAUUUAGUUGUGGAUGCAACGGUUAAAGGAAAUGCAGCGCGAUUUAUCAAUCACUCGUGCGAUCCAAAUUGUUAUUCGCGAGUGCUAGACAUAUUGGGACAUAAACACAUUUUAAUAUUUGCAUUGAGAAAAAUUCAGCAAGGCGAAGAACUUACAUAUGAUUACAAAUUCCCCUUCGAAGAGGAUAAAAUCCCUUGUACCUGUGGAGCAAGACGAUGUAGAAAGUAUUUGAAUUAA
Molecule: messenger RNA, 8310 nt
Organism: Chrysoperla carnea
Lineage: Eukaryota; Metazoa; Arthropoda; Insecta; Neuroptera; Chrysopidae
Gene: trx
Product: histone-lysine N-methyltransferase trithorax
Exons: 12
Coding region: 7-8310 (2767 amino acids)
Biological process (GO): positive regulation of DNA-templated transcription
Cellular component (GO): nucleus; histone methyltransferase complex
Molecular function (GO): histone H3K4 methyltransferase activity; sequence-specific DNA binding; zinc ion binding
Source: RefSeq, a predicted model, not a curated record